Messenger RNA from Heteronotia binoei (common prickly gecko), 1167 nucleotides. RefSeq names its product mitochondrial ribosomal protein S18B (gene MRPS18B). Gene Ontology annotation, molecular function: structural constituent of ribosome. The record is from RefSeq and is a predicted model, not a curated record. Lineage: Eukaryota; Metazoa; Chordata; Lepidosauria; Squamata; Gekkonidae. The transcript has 7 exons. Bases 273 to 1010 code for a protein of 245 amino acids. Gene Ontology annotation, biological process: mitochondrial translation. Gene Ontology annotation, cellular component: ribosome; mitochondrion.
UUUUUAUUUUGUCAAGCUUUCUACGCAUGAGCAAUCUGUCCCCUGCGUUAAAAAAUACGAAUGCGCUUGCGCAUAUUUAAUUUCCUUUUUUUUGUCAUAGAAUAAUAAUUUUUUGUGAAUAUCGAAGCUAAAGCCUGAAUAAAAUCAAAUUAUGAAUUCAAUAAUAUACUUGUUUGGUUCAAAAGGUACCGGGAGUUACAUAAAGAUUUUUCAUGAAGGUGACUUUCACUGGUUGACGUAUGGCGCAUGCCUAAAAUAAGCCAUACCUCAAGAUGGCGGCUGCCAGUGGAACCAUGCUGCUGAGAAAUAUAAUGAUUCGAGCAGUAUUUAGGAGGCCGUUCUGGGUACAGAACACACCCAGUACUUUCCUCCUGCAACCUAAGCAGCUACCUUUCCGGAUUUGCAGCACAGAGGCUGGCCAGGCUGGAUCUGCAGAACUGGCCACGCUUGAGACAGAAUCACGCUUUAAAGAGAAGCCAUGGGAGUAUUUGGAGUCUGAAGAAUACAUAGAGAAGUAUGGCAGCAAGCCUGUCUGGUUUGGCUACAGGCGCAAUCACAAAGGUCAAGUUCCUCCCCAGAAGACUCGAAAGACUUGUAUUAGAGGAAAGAAGGUGUGUGGGAAUCCCUGCCCUAUCUGCAGAGACCAAAACCUCUUCCUGGAUUACAGGAAUGUGAAGCUCCUAGAACAAUUCAUUUGCCCCCACACAGGCGUCACCUAUCACCCAACCCACACAGGGGUCUGUAUGAAGAAGUAUAAGCAGCUGACCGAUGCCAUUCAGCAAGCUCGGGACAAUGGCCUCCUGUUUUUCCAUAUCCCCUUCAUCAGUUUCCAAGGUCAAGAUUACAGUAACCAACACCCUGCUGUUACCACAACCCCUCCGUCCCCAGCUCUGCUCAACAAAGUUGCUUGGUACGACUGGUAUAAUUGGCAGCAGCCCCCUGAGAAGAAGAUUCAGCUGAUGAGGAGGAUUUACAAGGACUACUUGAAGGAGGAAAGUGGCCCUCCCUGAGACUGGCAGGUGGCACUGGAGAGAACUGACCAUUCCUUGGUAGUGGUGGAAGGUCCUUGUAGGCCCUCUGAAGGGGAGGAGGCCUCCUUUGAUUUUGAUUGCUUUUUUUUUUUAAUGCACCUGGUGCUUGCAUUUUCAAUAAAGUCUGAGCCCAUUU